AUGGAAUUAAAUUAAUUUAAACAUUUGAAAAAUAAAAAUAUAUUUCAUAUUUGUUAAUUUCCUAACACGAUUUCUAGCAUAUGUUUCGUAUACAAAAACUAAUGCUGGCUGAAUAUCGCGACAUCUAUGAACCGGUUAUAGUAGAAAAUCCUUUUACUCAAGUCACCGAAUACGGCGAAGGUCUUAGACAAUAUCAUAUAGGCUUAACCCGCUCUAAAAUAAUCUUUGGCUGUGAUGACUUCGAUGGCACCGAUCUGGAAGAUUUCGAUUACAAAGGUCUAGAUCCCGAAAUAGAAACUUUCCAAUUAGUAAGCCUCAUGCCUUUGCAAUUUGUUAAAUUAAAUUUCUUUCGCAAAAAGAAUAGAAAUAUUAUGCGCAUUUCUAUUUGUGGUGAAGAGGAGAAACCUAUGCUAUUUGAAUUUGGCGGUCAUCUAUAUAAAAGUCUCUUCUGGAAAACUUGGCGUGAACGUGUUGCCACUAUACGUCUCUUACAUCCCAAUCUUUUUCACAUCUCCUGUUCUUCACCCUUUUCGAGUACUGAUGUCCUGGGCGAAGAGGAACUUUGUUAUGCUCAGGUGCAUGUAGACUCGAAUUAUUCACAAUCUUCGUGGAGGAAUUAUUCGACCAGUUGUAGUUUGUUGAGUCAAUAGUUUAUGGGAUAAAUGUAGAAAUUAAAUUUAA
Messenger RNA from Lucilia sericata (common green bottle fly), 681 nucleotides. RefSeq lists its product as uncharacterized. The record is from RefSeq and is a predicted model, not a curated record. Bases 81 to 650 code for a protein of 189 amino acids. NCBI's taxonomy places the organism in Eukaryota, Metazoa, Arthropoda, Insecta, Diptera, Calliphoridae. The transcript has 3 exons.